This is a messenger RNA of Talaromyces atroroseus, 1053 nucleotides long. RefSeq lists its product as hypothetical. Gene Ontology annotation, biological process: protein geranylgeranylation. Bases 1 to 1053 code for a protein of 350 amino acids. Gene Ontology annotation, molecular function: Rab geranylgeranyltransferase activity. NCBI's taxonomy places the organism in Eukaryota, Fungi, Ascomycota, Eurotiomycetes, Eurotiales, Trichocomaceae. The record is from RefSeq and is a predicted model, not a curated record. Gene Ontology annotation, cellular component: cytoplasm; Rab-protein geranylgeranyltransferase complex. The transcript has 4 exons.
AUGGCCGCCAGCCAUGGCAUCCCGCGCCAGAGUGUCCAGGCGAUAGAAAACACCGAACAAGUCCAGAAAAACAUCCAGAUAUACCGCGACCUAGAAACUGCUGUGCAUGAAAAGAUCGCUGAACGCAAAUAUACAAAUGACACACUGGAGCAAGUAUCCGAGCUUCUGAGAAAGAAUCCCGAGUACUAUACCAUAUGGAACUAUCGGCGACUUAUACGACAGCAUGACUUUGUUGAAGCUGGGUCUGAGGCUGAUCAAAUUGUGCUUAUAAUCAAAUUCGACUUGGAUUUUCUCUUUCCACUGCUGCGCUCGUUUCCUAAAUGCUAUUGGAUCUGGAACUACCGGCUCUGGAUAUUAAAUGAAGCCAAGAGGCUGCUGCCUCAGCAGACAGCUCGCGAGUUCUGGCAGAGAGAGCUGGCGCUGGUGGGCAAGAUGCUGCACGCGGACAGCCGCAACUUUCACGGCUGGGGCUAUAGGGCUUUCGUGAUAGAGGCGUUGGAGGACCUGGCUGAUGGCGAUGACAAGAAGAGCAUGGCACAGGCAGAAAUAGAAUAUACGACUAAGAUGAUUGGGGCAAACCUUUCAAAUUUCUCUGCAUGGCAUUACCGAACCAAACUGAUUCAAAAGCAUCUUGACGAAAAGAAAGCAACUGAUCAAGAGCGGAGACAGGUAUUGGAACAAGAGUUAGAACUGGCUCACAAAGCUCUCAUUGACCCGUACGACCAGUCGCUCUGGUUUUACCAUCAGAAUUUGAUGUGUGUGUUCGAUCCGUCGCUUGCAGCGCGUACUAUGGCGCCCAACCUAUCGAGUUCGGAGCGGUUGAAAUAUGUGCAGGAACAGAAGGAGUUAAUCAGCGACAUGCUCGAAGACUCCACGGACUGUAAAUGGAUCUAUCAGGCCUUGGUGGACUGCAAUCUACUGGUUGCGAAGAUUGAAGGAUCCAUGUCUGCCCGGGAACGACUCGAGGUGCUGGACUGGCUGAAGUCCUUGGUCAAAUUGGAUCCUCUGAGAAAGGGGCACUGGGUGGACAUCGAGAAGUCUGUAAAUGGGUGA